This is a messenger RNA of Micropterus dolomieu (smallmouth bass), 2089 nucleotides long. RefSeq names its product transformer-2 protein homolog alpha-like. Gene Ontology annotation, biological process: positive regulation of mRNA splicing, via spliceosome. The record is from RefSeq and is a predicted model, not a curated record. Gene Ontology annotation, molecular function: RNA binding. Gene Ontology annotation, cellular component: spliceosomal complex. Lineage: Eukaryota; Metazoa; Chordata; Actinopteri; Centrarchiformes; Centrarchidae. The transcript is spliced from 9 exons. Bases 669 to 1256 code for a protein of 195 amino acids.
CGGUAAAUUCGGCAUGAGAUUAAAUUAAAUCAGUCGUUAAAGCUAGUGCAUUACGUAUUUUAUACACACACCUGCUGUGUAGUUACAGUAAUAUGAGCGACAACGAGAAAGAUUUCAGGGAGCAGGUUGAGGUUGGAAGAAAGAAAAAGGCGGAAGACGUUUCAGAUGUGAAGUUAUUAAUAUUUGAAGCUGAUGGUGUUGAUGCAUGCUAAUGUAUUGGAUGCUGAAAAGAAGCGAUCAAGAUCUGUCCCCACUACUAGUGUUGUAAUGGCAGAUGGUAAAUGGGGGAAGAGGAGGAAAAAAGAAGUCAUAAUGUCAAACAGAAGAAAGAAGAAAUGAAGGGUUGUUUUGAAGUAAUGAAGUUAAAGAAGUUAUGAAGUUAAGAUCAGAAGUUUACCAGGGACUCACGGCCUGGCUCAAGGAGCGCAUCCCCUCGGGGCUCGGCAAAGUCCACCAGCCGCUCACCAGCACGCUCCAAAGAUGGCUCCCGCCGCUCCAGGUCCAGAUCGCGUUCUCGAUCCAGAUCCAAAUCCAAAUCCAGGUCCCGUUCCCAUCGAAGCUCACGCAGGCACUACUCCCGAUCUCGCUCCCGUUCCCACCGACGACGUUCCAGGAGCCGUUCUCGUAGCUGGGAGUACCGCCGGCAUAGGAGCCAUAGCCGCUCCCCCAUGUCAAAUCGUCGCAGACACAUUGGCAACAGGGCCAACCCAGACCCCAACAACUGUCUGGGUGUUUUUGGACUGAGCCUGUACACCACUGAGCGAGAUCUGAGGGAGGUUUUCUCUAAAUACGGCCCUCUGAGUGAGGUCAACAUUGUGUAUGACCAGCAGUCGCGUCGAUCAAGAGGCUUUGCCUUUGUCUACUUUGAAAACUGUGAGGACUCCAAGGAGGCCAAGGAGCGUGCUAACGGAAUGGAGCUUGAUGGGCGCAGGAUCAGAGUGGAUUUCUCUAUUACAAAACGAGCCCAUACUCCCACUCCUGGAAUCUACAUGGGACGUCCCACAUACGGUGGUAGCGGUGGUGGUGGAGGCGGUGGUGGAGGCGGAGGCAGUAGUAGCGGUGGUUCAUCGCGGCGUGCCUCGAGGGACUACGACAGGGGCUACGACAGAGGCUAUGACAGAGGUUAUGACCGUGAUUAUGAUCGCUAUGAUGACCGAGAAUACAGAUCAUACAGACGCAGAUCUCCGUCUCCUUACUAUAGCAGGGGGUACCGCUCACGAUCCCGGUCACGGUCCUACUCGCCACGUCACUACUGAGCAGCGAGAGAACAGUCAAUGACAGAUUCAGUGUUAUUGCUUGGAUGCUUGUCUUCUGUUUUUUCGUUUUUUUUGAGCACAUUGUGUAUGUGAUAGGAAUUCUUGAUUUGUUUAUGUAUUAAAUGAUUAAAACAAUUAUCCUAAAAAUAUAGCCUGUCUGAGCCAAACAGUGUCAGCUGUUAAUUAAUCGUUACCAAAUUUGUAGGAAGAAACGUGUAAAAUGUGUUUUAAAAUGGCAGAACAAAAGUUCAUGUUCAAGACAUGGGCAGUUCUCUGGAUCUGUGUGAAAAACGUAUCACUGUUUCAUUGGUUAACUUUUCUCAUCACUUUUAUUAAGAUAUGUGAAGCCCUUCCAGGUUAUCCUUCUAAUACCAAACAAACCGAAAUCGAAAACUCAAACCUGUUUGGCGGCGAUAAUUAAACCAAAGGCUGGCUUGUUCGUGCUUGGCUCGACCGACUUGUUUUUAUAUGAGCAGGAUUUUCUGUGGCAGUUAUAUUACUAUUUCUCAUUUUGCUGUUUGUAUGUAGUUGGUUUCUUAAACUCUCAAGAUCCUAGUUUGCUCUUUGAAAUGUUUUAAAUGCUAUGUUUUGUUGUUUUUUUUUAAAUUUGGUCUUAUUUUUUUUGUUGUUGUGUGUGUUUGUAUAUAAGCAAUAAAAAUUACUUUGGUCAUUUGCUCUGUUGCUUAGUAAUGGUGUGUAGUAUACUGUAAUGGUCACAUUGCCCCAUGGAAUUAGAGGCAGGAAUGCUGCAGGUGUUGUACCAUGAAGUCCCAUCAAACAUUUGGAAUUUUUGUUUUGUUUUUCUUGACAGAAAUAAAAUAUUACUGCUUGGA